Messenger RNA from Pantherophis guttatus, 3328 nucleotides. Lineage: Eukaryota; Metazoa; Chordata; Lepidosauria; Squamata; Colubridae. The record is from RefSeq and is a predicted model, not a curated record.
GCUGUUGACUCUCGGCGACGGCGCCCUUCGGGGAGCUGCUUCUCCUCGGCAGCGCCGAUGGCCGAAUCGGCUCUUUACGGAGGUCUUUGUAGGGCGGAGUUAACGCUGGAGUUUUUGCAUGCAAACUCCACAACACACGACUUCGUUUUUGGAGCAAUAGCUGAAUUGAUUGACAAUUCACGAGAUGCUGGUGCCACAAGGCUUGACAUUUAUACUGUGAAUAAUGAUAACCUGCGAGGAGGAUUUAUCCUGUGCUUUCUAGAUGAUGGAUGUGGCAUGUCCCCUUAUGAAGCUACAGAUAUUGUAUAUUUUGGAAGAUCUUCUAAGAGAAAAGACCCUAAAAUGAUUGGACGUUAUGGCAAUGGACUGAAAUCAGGAUCAAUGCGUAUAGGGAAUGACUUGAUAUUAUUUACCAAAAAAGAGAAUACAAUGACGUGUCUUCUUUUCUCUCAGACAUUCUGUGAAACAGAAGGUCUCAGUGAGGUCAUUGUGCCAAUCCUUUCAUGGUCAAGUGACACAAGGACUCCAGUAAUAGAUGAUCCUGAGAAAUUUCCUACACAAUUGUCCAUAAUUUGCAAAUAUUCUCCUUUUAAUAAUGAAGAUGAAUUGAUGAAACAGUUUAAUGCCAUUUAUGGAAAAACAGGAACUCUGCUUGUGAUAUACAAUCUGAAACUUGCAUUGAAUGGGGAGCCAGAACUUGAUAUUCUAACAGAUGAGAAGGAUAUAUUGACUGAUAGGAUCUCAGAGAACUAUCCAGAAGAAAAAUCACUGAGAGCUUAUACAGCUAUAUUGUAUCUCAACCCACGAAUGAGGAUAUUCAUUCAAGCUGAGAAAGUCCAAACCAAGCAUUUGCUUUUCUGUUUUUACAGGCCCAGGAUGUAUCCAUAUAUAUCAUCUUCAUUCAAACAAAUUGCCACUCGUGAAUUACAGAAGGCACAAAUGGAACUCAAGGCUGCUGAAAAUGCUGUGGCAGAUGUAAAAGGCAGACUAAAACAACUUUCCUUGUCUGAAGAUAGUGAGUAUUUGCAAGUUGUGUUACGAGAAGCUCUGGAGGAAGAAAAGACAGUAAGAGAAAAAAAUGAAGAGAAAAAAAGAAAUCUGAGAAGACCAAAAAGACUAUUUAUAAUAUUUGGAAUAAACAUUCAAAACAGAAGUCAAGAUGGAAUGCUUAUCUAUAGCAAUAAUCGCUUGAUCAGAAUGUUCGAGAAAUUGGGAUCACAGAAAAACGUAGGACCAUUUUUUAGUGCUGGAGCUGUGGGAAUUAUAGAUGUACCAUUAGACGUUAUGGAACCCACACACAACAAGCAGGCUUUUGCCAACAUUAAGGAAUACAGGCACUUGCUGAAAUCAAUGGAAAACUAUCUUAUUCAAUACUGGAAGGACAUGGGGAUAAGUCAAAAAGGAGAAAAGUUCUGGAAUGAUUUUGGAUACCUAAGUGACAAAUGGUAUGAAAAACCUUCUGAGACAGUACAAUAUAAAAGAAGACGAGCAGCAGAAAUUCCUUACAUUGUGCAAUGUGAUGUUUGCCUCAAAUGGAGAUUCUUGUCACUUAAUACUGAUAUAGACAAUGAAGUUCAUCAUGACAUCUGGAACUGUGGAAGAAGUUCCAACUCUCUAGAAAAUAAGUGCAGUAUACCAGAGAAUUUGCCCAGAAUCCCUUUGGGCACAUUUAACCCAACUCAUUAUUUGAAUGACAAAGAAAAGCUACUAAUUGAUUCCAUUCAGAGAAAUAAAAGGAAAGUGGAAAAACUGCAACUUCGUUUGAUUCAACCACAUAAAUUUUCUAAGCAUACUGAUGACAGCAAAACUCCUGCUAAGGAUAAUGUCUGCCAGAAGACUUUUUGUAAAGAUUCACCUCAAGCUUACAAGCACCCGGCUAUGAAAAAUGCAAGUAAAGGAUAUAUGCCACAAUCAAAUUAUCGAAAGCGAGCAUUGGCAAGGCAAACAGCUUGCUCACAAAGGAGGCGUUCUUUUUAUCAGGAUGAAAAAAAGUCCACAGUGGUGGACAGAAAGGAUCACAGUAUGCCAAAGAUGCCACCUUCAGUACAUUUUGAAAAGUUAUAUUAUGGAGAGCCUGAAUUGAAAAUUGAAUCGGAGAACAAGCCAGAAAUCAUUUAUAUUAUAUCAUCUGAUAGUGAAACUGAAGAUCUGCCAAAGGAUGAAUUGUUUGCAGGAUGUGCUUUAAUGAAAAAAGAAAAACAGGAACAGUGUGAAGAAACAGCUGACAGUUUCCUUGGUCUACACAAGCAUGGAAAAUCUAAAAAAAGGCAUAUGCUAUCCGCAAACUCAAAAAGUAGGUCCACAGAAGCUACAAAAGAAGACAAAGAUCAAGUCUUUAUUGUGGAAGAGAAGUCAGUUGAAGUUUCACACCUAACUGAAAAUUCCCAGAGCAUCACUAAAGCCAAGAUGAUUCAGACAUUAACAUCUCGUAUCAAAGAAAUAUUGCUCUAUUUUUUACCUGAAUGUGAUAAAUCAAGAGAACAUAUUGCAUCCAUGUGCCCGGAAGAUGUUUUAUCUAUGUUCAAGUUAAAAAGACAUUGGGAUCACAGUAAGACUGUCGUUUUAUCCAUUGAUCAGUAUUUCUCACAGUAUGAAAGACAACUUUCCAAAAAACUCCAGCGUCAAGAAGAACAUUGCUUUCAAAAAGUCUAUGCCAUUGAAAAACAAAUUCAUCUACGCAAAGAACAAGUAAAAGCAACCCAAAAAAAGCUUGAACAUCUUCGGAGAAAUAUAGCCAUAUUGCUAUCAAGAAUGAAUCCCAAUCUUGUUAUAAAUAAUCUGGAACAUGUCGAUACCAUCCUGGAAGAAUGUUUAAACCAAGAAAUCACUCAUCCAUUGGUUCCUAUAACUACUAACUUCCGACAUAAGUGAAUCUACGUUGUUGGAUAAAGAAAAUGGGAGAGUAUGUAACGCUUUAUAAUGUAUAAUAAGAUGCAGAUAUAUAUGCAGAUAACAAAAGGUUAAUAAUCUACAGUUAUUCUGCAGAAGUCUUCCAUGUUAAUAGUGAUAACAAUUAAAGUUCUAAGUUGCCUUUUAUGUUAUAUUUUGAAAUUAUUGGAACCAGUCCAUGAAGACCGUUUACUUUAAAGUAUAUGGGUGAAGUUUAGCAAGAAAAUAUUUGCUAAAUGAUUUGUAUUCUAUAGUCUAUACUCUUUUGAAUAUUCUGUUGGAAUUAUUGUAAAAAUUAUUAAAAUAAUUUUGUUUACUUUUAUUGUUUUGAAAUAACUUCAUGAACAUUAUAUAACUUUUUUGCAUGAAAAUUGAAGUUUGUUAUGACAAGUUAUUAAAAUUUACUACACCUCAUAAAUAAAGCUAAUUUAAAGCUUGA